This is a messenger RNA of Tilletiopsis washingtonensis, 1511 nucleotides long. RefSeq lists its product as hypothetical. Gene Ontology annotation, biological process: dolichol-linked oligosaccharide biosynthetic process. Lineage: Eukaryota; Fungi; Basidiomycota; Exobasidiomycetes; Entylomatales. The coding region runs from base 172 to 1176 and encodes 334 amino acids. The record is from RefSeq and is a predicted model, not a curated record. The transcript has 3 exons.
CCCGACACCCACCUCCCCUCAAUCAGCUCGUGCUCAGCGCACCGAGCCGUGCACCUCGCGCAUCCCGCUGCACCCGCGCGCCGCUCGCGGCCGGCAGAUGCCGGUGCUGCGCUGCAGCAAAGCGCCUCGCAUCUCGCUGCCGGCUCGCCGCCGAUAGGACCGCGCGCCACGAUGGCCAGCGCCGACACGGCGCCUGUCACGCUGCUCUGCUCCGUCGGCUCGACAUCCUUCCCAGCACUACCGCUCGCGCUGCUGGCGCCCGCCUGCCUGGCCGUGCUGCCGCCGGCGUCGCGCAUCGUGGUGCAGCACGGCGCGACGCCGCUGCGCGUGCUCCUCGAGCCGUUCCUCGCCGGCACGCAGCCGGGGCCCGACGUCGCCUGGGGCCUGCAUCGCCUGCCCGGCCGCAUCGGCUACGACGGCGCCACACGCGCACGCAUCGACCCGGGCGAGCAGGGCAGUCUGCGCGCCGCCUUCGAGUCGCCGCAGCCGCAGGGCGCCGGCGCCGUGCGGCCCAGCGGCCGGGCGGUGCGGCAGGCGGUGCGCAGACGCCGCGCGGCGAGGGCCGUCGGCGUGGACGAGGAGACGGCGGACUCGGUGGGCAUCCCUGCCGCAGACGAGUCGCAUUCGCCAGCUGCAUCGGACGAUGACGAAGGCACGUCUAGCUCGGAAGAGUCUGCUGGUCCGAUGGACUGGCAGAUGGACGCACGACCGUCGGGGCCAGCUCUAGCCGGUGCGGCAGGGUCAGACGACGGGCAUCGGCUCACGCUCGUGACGCCCGAGGGCAUCAAAGUCACGUUCGUCGACUACGUCGCCGAUCUCAGCGUCGAGAUCGCGCAGGCGGAUGUCGUGUGCUGCCAUGCGGGAGCCGGCACGUUGCUCGACGCACUCCGCGAGCGCUCAGACACGGAGCAGAAGCGCGGCGGCGCCGUCGAGGCGCCAAAGCGCCCGAAGCUCCUGAUCGUGCCCAACAGGACACUCAUGGACGACCACCAGGCCGAGCUGGCUGCGGCCAUGGCACAGCACGACUACUGCGCCACGGGCGAUGUCGCCACCCUGCCAGACGACCUCGCUAGGGUCCUCACGCGCAGCGCGGACUCCUUCACGCCCUUUCCGCCGUUCUCGCCGUCGCGAGUACGAGCACUUGUAGAUGGCAUUGCCGGCUUUGCGGCAGCAUAGAUGUGGUGGGACGUCUCUAGCGGAGCGUGUCUAGGCUAAGGUCUAGCGGAGCGUCUAGGAUAAGGUCGAGGCACGAUAUUUAGGGAGGGAGCAGAGAGAGCAGAAGGGGCGGAUGCUUCUAGAGGUGUGUCUAGUCGAAGGCAGCAGCGUUCAGCUGCGGGCGAUCCUGUUGUGGCGGGGCAGCUCGGCCAGAGGCACAGGCUCGGCUGCGGCCACCUGCAGCAGAUACAGGCGCUCCUCGGCCAGCAGGACAAUGCGCCCGCCGCUGGCCAGCACGACCUGCGUGCAGCCGAUCGGCGGCAGCACAAAGCGCCACAGCUGCGUGCCCGACGGCG